Pimephales promelas (fathead minnow) is the source of this 2358-nucleotide messenger RNA. The record is from RefSeq and is a predicted model, not a curated record. NCBI's taxonomy places the organism in Eukaryota, Metazoa, Chordata, Actinopteri, Cypriniformes, Leuciscidae.
GUGUGUGUUGUCGCAGUGUAUUCUGCGCGCAGUGCUCGGUGCGCGUGCGCGAGGGGCGUGGCAGAGCCGCUGACGUCAGAAAGGUCGUGGGUGAGAGGUUGAUCGGGACACAUCUUGUUGUCUUUGUAAGAGUGGAGCUCGAUCACGCAGCCGUGUCUUCCCUCUUCCCCGAAUCCUCUCAAAACUCCCCCCGAACCUCCCGAACCUUCCCCUCUCACCCUCCGGACCCUCGGACCCUCGGACCCUCUCCCCAUCCCGGAGCGCGCGCGUCAGGUUUCUCAUCCGUGACCAAAGACCCCGAGCUUGCCUCACUGAUCAUCAUGGACUCUGGUGUGAUUGAAGGAGGACUCAACGUCACGCUCACCAUCAGACUGCUCAUGCAUGGGAAAGAAGUGGGCAGCAUCAUCGGGAAGAAAGGUGAAUCGGUGAAGAAGAUGCGAGAGGAGAGUGGUGCGCGAAUCAACAUCUCUGAGGGGAACUGUCCCGAACGCAUCAUCACGCUUGCCGGCCCCACCACCGCCAUCUUCAAGGCCUUCUCCAUGAUCAUCGAGAAGCUGGAGGAGGACAUCAGCAGUUCCAUGUCCAACAGCACGGCCACCUCCAAGCCCCCGGUGACGCUGCGGAUCGUGGUGCCGGCCAGCCAGUGCGGCUCGCUCAUCGGCAAGGGCGGCUGCAAGAUCAAGGAGAUCAGGGAGUCGACAGGAGCUCAGGUACAGGUGGCUGGAGACAUGCUGCCUAACUCCACCGAGAGAGCCAUCACGAUCGCCGGCACCCCGCUGUCCAUCAUCGAGUGUGUCAAGCAGAUCUGCGUGGUCAUGCUGGAGUCGCCUCCCAAAGGCGUGACCAUCCCGUACCGACCCAAACCCUCAGGAUCGCCUGUCAUCUUUGCAGGAGGACAGGCAUACGCGGUGCAGGGACAACAUGCCAUUCCUCAGCCUGAUCUCACCAAACUCCACCAGUUGGCCAUGCAGCAGAGCCCGUUCCCUCUGGCCCCCAGCAGCCAGGGCUUCACAGGUGCACACACACACACACACACCACCUCUGGCCCCAGCAGCCAGGGCUUCACAGCUGGUAUGGACGCGUCUGCGCAGACAGGCUCUCACGAACUGACCAUUCCAAACGAUUUGAUUGGCUGCAUCAUCGGCCGCCAAGGUGCCAAGAUCAACGAGAUCCGCCAGAUGUCCGGGGCACAGAUCAAGAUCGCCAACCCGGUGGAGGGCUCGACGGACCGUCAGGUGACCAUCACCGGCUCGCCCGCCAGCAUCAGCCUGGCCGAGUACCUGAUCAACGCACGACUCUCGUCCGAGGCGACAGGGAUGGCUGCGAACUGAUGCCCUCUCUCUCUCUCUCUCUCUCUCUCUCACCCCUCGCUCCGACCCUGUUCUCCUCCUCCAUCACAUUUACGCUCUCUAAGUGCAAAAGGAAACCAAGUAUUUUCGACCCAUCCUUUCCUUUCACCCACCCCAGCUAUGCUUCAUGGAUAUAUACACACACACACAAGUGUUUUAUUUAUUUAUUUCAUGAAAAUGUUUUUAAAAUCCCUUUGCGUACAGUUUUUAAUGUCUCUUUUCUUUGCGUAUUUUUGUCAGUUAAACAUUACCAUACGUAAGCGACAGUGGAGAAAGUGGGAAAAAUCUGAAAAACGCAUUAAUAUGAUUUUGUUAUCUCAGAUUUUUCUUAUAAAAACAGAAAAAAUAAAAAAGAGAGCAACUACAAAAUGAUAGAUUGACCGUUUUUUUCCCUGUAUCGGACAUUUAUUUAUUUUAAUUUAACUCUAGGAAGUUACGGAUUUUAAGAUCCUAGACGUGAGUGUCAGAGGAUGCGCUCUGUUUUCUGCAUCAGGUUUCAGAUGACUUCGGUUUAUUUUUCUUUUUUUGACAUUGAAUAUUUGUCAUUCCUCGAUAUUUGUGUUUUUUUUCUUCUUUAUCCUGAAGUUGGAGGUUUUGUUCGAGGGAGGGUUGGGAGAUGCUGCAGUUUCUGCACACAUGACAUUUACUGCUAUAAUAAUAAUGAGUUGAAAAUAUUUCUUUUAGAGAGAAUAUUUUUUUUAACCCUGUGUUUUCGAGCCCAGACUGGAGGAUUCCCAAUUGACCUUUAUAUGAUGAUGCGACUGAGUUACUGAUCAAUUACAUGACUAGAAGAAACUUUCUAGACUUAACACUAGUUUCCUCUCGACUCUGCUUGAGUAAUAGUUAUGUUUUCUAUUUUAUUUUUUUCUAUUUUAUUUUUUUUUUCUCGCAGGAGGAAGGAAAACCUAAAACCUUUUUGUGCACGUUUUCUGAAUAUUGUAGAUUUUUGGAGUGCAGCUGGAAUGAAGAAUUAAACAUGCAAAAUUAAAACAUGAAAUGCUGAAACUAU